Molecule: messenger RNA, 1353 nt
Organism: Paramecium tetraurelia
Lineage: Eukaryota; Ciliophora; Oligohymenophorea; Peniculida; Parameciidae
Exons: 4
Source: RefSeq, a predicted model, not a curated record
AUGUUUUUAUUUUUUAUUAUACCGAUUGUUUUUACAAGUGAUAAUUAUCAAAUUCCAUCCUAUUACGGAUCAAAAGAAUUGGAUUUUCUUUUGAGAAAAAGCAUAAUAAAUGGCAAUUUAAGUUCUUUUUAUUGGCAUCCAAGUGUUUCUAAGAAUGAUAAUACUUCUACAUUUUACUUGGGUUAUAAAAAUGCAAUAUUCGAAAUUGAUAAAGACAAUAGAAGCAAAAUAAUAGCAGGCUCCUCCUCAGGGAAGUCAGGGUUUAGAGAUGGUGACGCUGCAAGUUCUCUAUUUAAUAAUAUCAAAAGUGUAAUUUACUUUUCUAAAAAUGAAACAUUAGCAAAGUAAGAAUAUACUAAAUAAACAAUAAUUUUGGCUAACAAUAAUACAGAAUGUUUAAAUGUUGAUUCUACAAAUUUUACUCAAUGUUUAGAUACCUAAAGUGAUCCAGUAGAUCCUUAUAGAAUAAAGGAUGUAUAUAAAGAAUAAUCUGUACCAUAAGAGGAGUUCAAAGAAUUUCUUUAUAUAGUGGAUUCUGGAAAUCAUUGUAUUAGACAAAUAGAUUUAUAGAAGAAAAUAACAAAGACAAUUGCAGGCAUUUGUGGAUAGAGUGGCUUUAAAGACGGUUUGUUGGGAAUGAACUUAUUUAACACACCAGAUUAAAUGGGAAUUGAUGUUUUAGGCAACAUUUUUGUUAAUGAUUUUAAUAAUCACUUUAUUCGGAUGAUAACAUUAGAUGGAUAUGUGAAUACGUUAAUAAGUGGAAGUUGCAGAUAGGAUGUGAGAUAUUAGGACAUCUAAUUUGAUAAAUUGAAUUUAAAGAGGGUCAUUUGUUUAAAGACCUGGAUUAAAACAUCAGGCUAACCUUCAGAUCACCUAGUAGUAUUGUUAAUGAUUAAUUAUCAAAACAUAAAAUUUAGUAAAAAUUAUGACUCUCCAUAAUAACAAUAAUAAUCAACUAAACUUCCUUUGAUAAUUGAUCUGCACAAAAAAAAAGAGCAUUAAAUCAAAAAUAAUAAAGUCUAAUCUAAAUCUAUGCAUCACGGUGAAAGGAAAAACAAUUUUAUUCUAAACAGCAUUAUAACAGAUGUAAAUGAAAUGAUUAAAUAAUAUCAUGUUUCUGUGUUUAAGGAAGACUAAGGAGAUAAAUCUGUGAGAGAUUAGAAAAAAACCAAAUAAUUAUGGUUAUAGGAAAAUGAAAACAAAGAUAAUAAGUUAAUAACUUAAUAUCAAUUGCUUGAGCUAAGAUUAAAAUAACAUUAAAUAAAGAAAGAUAAGUCAACAAUUUCUAUAUAGGGAAAUAGACUAUAAACUAUUAGUACAAUUACAUAUGACACAAUUAGCAAAGAAUGA